Molecule: messenger RNA, 120 nt
Organism: Phytophthora nicotianae INRA-310
Lineage: Eukaryota; Oomycota; Peronosporomycetes; Peronosporales; Peronosporaceae
Exons: 1
Source: RefSeq, a predicted model, not a curated record
AUGAACAUGUACCACGAGGUGGCUGGCAAAGUCCUCGACAUGAAGCGUCAGCAGCUGUACGAGCCGAGCGUGCUGCCGCUGACCAGCCACCUGUUGCUGCUCAACCCCGAGUUCCACGUG